AUGGAGACAAAUGCGGCUGCAAGCACAUCUAGACAACCAGUUUUCUCUGAAAAGGGUGAUAAUAAAGAAGGUGGGGAGUCAGUUUCCAAGGAGGUCAAUGAAGAUAUUGAGGGUAAGGCCAUGGAGAUAAUGAUACCUCAAAAUGCCGAGGGAUAUGAAGGCAGGGAUGGGAAACAGGUUAGGGAAAUCAUGGAGAUAAGAGAACUCAGUCUUGAUAUUCAAGAUGGGCAGAUGUUUGAAGUUGAGAGUGAAAUUCUUGAAGUCCAAUUAAGUGCUCAAAGGAGAACAUGGAGAAGAGCUGCAAAAGCAGGGAGACUUAUUAGACAUCAUCCUUACUCAGAUAGUGAUAUGUAUGCAAUUGGGGAUAAGAGAGAGAGAGGGGAUGAGACAAGGGAUUUACUCCUUAUGUGGGACCAGUCAAUGGAAAUCAGAAAUAUUAUUGGGAAUGAAUUCUGCUUGCAAGUGGAAGCUCGGGGUCCUGGGAUCAGUGAGUGGUGCUGGUUGAUAUUUGUGUACCUGAAUACUGACAGAAACCAGAGGACACAACAAAGGGAAUUUCUUAUGAACUGUAAGAUGAACUGGGGGAGGUGUUAG
Molecule: messenger RNA, 594 nt
Organism: Striga asiatica
Lineage: Eukaryota; Viridiplantae; Streptophyta; Magnoliopsida; Lamiales; Orobanchaceae
Source: the annotation of a GenBank genome assembly